AUGGUUUUUACUUUUUGCUGAUUGAUAAUGAUAUGCAUGAAGGCAAGAAUCUUUAUCAUCAGGACUCACUCACUGGCACUACAAAACAAACAAUUAGCAUGUGUCCAAAACAAACAAAACACCUCCCUCCAUUGUAGUUUCCGCUUCUUCUUCUCCUCUAAAUCACCCACACAAAACCAUCAUUUUCUCAUCCCCCUCCACAACAAUGGAAAGCUUAGCACUUUUCACUUCAACAAUCCCAUCCUUCUCCACCUCUCGCUUCUCUCAUCACCUCAAAUCUCCCCCACUCUCUUCUCUCCACCUCAAACCCAUCUCUCCCCUCAGAUCACCAAUUCAUCAAAACCCAUCUUUUCUCUUCAAUCCUCACUCAAAACCCAUCAAAACCCACAAGCCAAUUCAACCCAUUUCAUCAUCUUCAACACCAAUCCCAAUCCCAGUCACAGACUCAAAACCCCAAGGUGCAAAGCUCAUUCCUUUGUUUUUCUCAGUUGCAGUUGGCCUAAUUAUCAGAUUCUUGGUUCCAAGGCCCAUUGAUGUGACCCCACAAGCUUGGCAAUUGCUUUCAAUCUUUAUUUCUACAAUUGCUGGUCUUGUGUUGAGUCCUUUACCUGUUGGUGCUUGGGCUUUUUUGGGUCUUACAACUGCAAUUAUUACAAAGACUCUAACUUUUUCAACUGCAUUUGGGGCUUUUACUAAUGAAGUUAUUUGGUUGAUUGUCAUUUCUUUCUUUUUUGCCCGGGGCUUUGUUAAGACUGGAUUAGGUGAUAGAAUUGCUACUUAUUUUGUGAAAUGGUUAGGGAAAAGUACAUUGGGUUUGUCUUAUGGAUUGACUUUGAGUGAAGCUUUGAUUGCUCCAGCAAUGCCUAGUACUACUGCAAGAGCUGGAGGGGUUUUCUUGCCUAUUAUUAAGUCGUUGUCGUUGUCCGCCGGGAGUAAGCCUAAUGAUCCUUCCUCGAAAAAGCUUGGGGCUUUUCUUGUGCAAUCUCAGUUUCAGUCCGCUGGUAACUCUAGUGCACUUUUCCUGACUGCUGCAGCUCAAAACCUGUUGUGUCUCAAGCUAGCUGAGGAACUAGGGGUCAUAAUUUCAAAUCCAUGGGUUUCUUGGUUCAAGGCUGCCUCUUUACCUGCAUUUGUAUCUCUUCUAGCCACGCCAUUCAUAUUGUACAAACUUUAUCCUCCUGAAACGAAAGAUACACCCGAGGCCCCGGCUAUGGCUGCUGCGAAGCUUGAGCUCAUGGGUCCGGUCACCAAAAAUGAAUGGACGAUGAUUGGUACAAUGCUUCUCGCGGUCUCUCUGUGGAUUUGUGGAGAUGCUCUUGGUAUACCGAGCGUUGUUGCUGCUAUGCUUGGCUUGUCAAUACUACUGUUGUUGGGUGUGCUUGAUUGGGAUGACUGUUUAAGUGAAAAAUCAGCCUGGGAUACUUUAGCUUGGUUUGCAGUUCUUGUGGGUAUGGCAGGCCAACUAACAAGCCUUGGUAUUGUAUCUUGGAUGUCUAACAGUGUGGCCAAAGCUCUACAGUCUCUCUCUUUGAGCUGGCCAGCUGCAUUCGGUGUUCUUCAGGCAUCUUAUUUCCUUAUUCACUACUUAUUUGCAAGUCAAACUGGUCAUGUUGGAGCUCUUUACUCUGCAUUUUUUGCCAUGCACUUGGCAUCCGGGGUGCCGGGUGUGCUAGCUGCACUUGCUUUAGCUUAUAACACUAACCUAUUUGGUGCUAUAACACAUUAUAGCAGUGGGCAGGCUGCUGUGUACUUUGGAGCUGGAUAUGUAGACCUUCCGGAUGUAUUUAAAAUGGGAUUCGUAAUGGCGCUUGUUAAUGCUGUGAUAUGGGGAGUUGUUGGGACAGUGUGGUGGAAGUUCUUGGGCCUAUACUGAUUUUUCUGUUCUGUACAAGUUGUAAGUAGAUUUUGUCUUUAUGUAGUUAUGCUCUUCGCAUGGUAGAAUGGUUGAGCAUGCCAGCAUCUUGUUUCUAUAAAAACCCUGACAUUUUUGCUUGCCAUUCAGUUGAAGCAAUUUUCAGCAUUACAGUGUAAAAUCGCCUCAUUAGUAUUUAAAUUGAAUAUGGUUAUAACCAA
Daucus carota subsp. sativus is the source of this 2073-nucleotide messenger RNA. RefSeq names its product dicarboxylate transporter 2.1, chloroplastic. The transcript has 4 exons. NCBI's taxonomy places the organism in Eukaryota, Viridiplantae, Streptophyta, Magnoliopsida, Apiales, Apiaceae. Gene Ontology annotation, biological process: transmembrane transport. Bases 206 to 1873 code for a protein of 555 amino acids. Gene Ontology annotation, molecular function: transmembrane transporter activity. Gene Ontology annotation, cellular component: membrane. The record is from RefSeq and is a predicted model, not a curated record.